Molecule: messenger RNA, 1972 nt
Organism: Papilio machaon (common yellow swallowtail)
Lineage: Eukaryota; Metazoa; Arthropoda; Insecta; Lepidoptera; Papilionidae
Exons: 11
Coding region: 88-1857 (589 amino acids)
Source: RefSeq, a predicted model, not a curated record
GCGAGCGUGUUCUGGGUAGCGCGCGCCGCCAGUCGAGGUCCGAUCGCCGCGAACUUCACACGAACGAAUCCAGCAACAGCAGCAGCCAUGGUGUACGAGAGCGACUUCUACACGACGCGCCGCCCCUAUCGGCCCAGCAGCUACAGCGUCACGCCGCUGACGUCGGUCUACUACCUAUCGCCACUAGUGUCGUAUUACAAUACGCCGUACGUCACGUACAUACCAAAGUUGUCACAGGCUGAGUUAAUCUACCGGCCGCAGUCGCGCGCACUGACCCGACUCGCCACGUACCCCGAGCCACCCCAUCACGUGGUGCGAGUGCGCGUGCGCCCCUCCGUCAUCCUGCGCGAGCUCGACCGCAUCGCAUACCGCCGCCGCCCCGCGCUCGCCGUCUCCGCUGUUGAUGACUUCUUCCGCUCUGAAUCUACGAAGCUGUUCGAGGAUGAGACCCGUCGCAUCCGCGCAGACACCGCGGCGCUGCUGCACCGCGCACGCUCUGUCGUGCCGCGUGCCAAGUCCCUUGCACCACUUGACACCAUCUACUCGUACUCCUACGGCGAACCUAUUCCUUACCGCUUCAGCAACGACGCGUACGUAGCAAAACUACUGCUUCCCCUCCGCAGCGUGUCCGACAGUAUCCACAACAUGUCCUACUACAAUGAGCCCGCUAAGAAGUUCACAGGUACCGGCUCAGGACGUGGUCACCUCGCGUGCGUGCACUACUCGGGCAAUAGGGCCUUCUCCAAUCGCCGGCCGCUCUACAAGGAGCUCAGCAUCAGAGACGACGUAAACCUGCUCUCGUUUUAUGCGAAGAAUAGGCUCGCAGCCGCCGGCUUGGAGGGCGAAAAAGCCACAGUGAAGCUGCUGCCGUGGAGGCCAAGCCGCAAGUUCCAGGCGCCGUCAAUGAUGGAGGACCCUGAGUUAGAGCUAAAAGCAGCGAAGGCAGAUCGUGCGGCUCGCUUCAGGGCUACUACAGCGGAGCCGGUCCUUGCACCAGCAGCUGACUUGGCCGAAAUCAAGAGGAAAAGGCAGGAAGAGGCUCGUGCCGCUGAAGAAAAGGCUCUAAAAGAAGAGGCAAAACGUGAAUUAGAACGCAAGGCUCAGGCGGAAAGAGAGGCUGCUGAAAAAAAGAGAGUGGAGGAAGAAGCACGAAAAGCUGAAGAAGCCAAACGCAAAGCUGAAGAAGAAGCUAGGAUAGCUGAAGAAGAAGCAAGAAAAGCGGAAGAGGCUAGGAAAGCCGCUGAAGAAGCCAAACGAGCGGAAGAAGCUAGAUUAGCAGAAGAAGCCAGAAAAGCCGAAGAAGCAAGGUUAGCAGAGGAAGCAAGACUAGCAGAGGAAGCUCGGCUAGCAGAGGAAGCUCGCCUUGCAGAAGAAGCCCGAUUGGCUGAAGAAGCCAGACUCGCCGAAGAAGCUCGAUUAGCUGAGGAAGCACGACUCGCUGAAGAAGCCAGAUUAGCAGAGGAAGCGAAACACGCUGAAGAAGCACGCUUAGCUGAAGAGGAGCGACUAGCUGAACAGAGGAGGCAAGAGGAACUGGCUCGCUUAGAAGAAUUGGAAAGACAAGCACAAGAAGAACGCGAAGCAGAAUUAGCAAGACAGGCUGCAGAAUUGGCUGAAAUUGCUAGACAAGAAUCUGAGCUGGCUGCACAGCGCCUGGAAGAACUAUCACACAGUGCCUCUGGUGACAAUGUUGCUGAGGUAGAAGCAAGCGAUAUACCUGAAGUGGAAUCACAACCGAUUGUGGAGGAGCCAGAGAGUCCGGAGAUCAUAACUGACGCUGUGCCAGAACAAACCGAAGCUGUGGCGGAAGUCAGUGAAGAUGAACAAGCUGAACCUGAUGUUACGGACGAAGAAUAAACCAUCUAUCACUUAAAUAUUAAUUUAUUUAGAGCGAGUUACGAAAGAAUAGUGUUGAUUUUGUCCUGUGUGAUUGAAAUGUUUAGAACUUAAUUUAAAGAGAAACGUAAUUUUU